UUAUGAUAUAUACACAACACAAAUCAAGUUUAUCAUUUAUUCGCAGUAACAGUUCCAAAAACUGAAUAGAUCAAUGUCACUUUCGGAGAGGAGCUAAAAAUUAGUGGGUUUUGUUUUUCUUUGGGGCCCAUUCGUAAAAGGUAUAUACUAAAUUCUUUAUUAUUAGGGUUGAGUCCGUGUGCAACCGAAACAGCCCUAGGGAUUCCCUUCUACUUGAAACCCGAAUCCGAUCUCGAUGGACGACAAGACGGCGGGUGGUAAGAUUGUCAUGAAUAAGGAGCAACUGCUUUUGUUUAUGGAAAACAGGCGGAAGCAGGAGGAUCACCGUCUCGCUCUCGCCAAGGAAGCCACCAGAUCUGAGAUGGUUGACCGGAAGGCCAGCGGUAAGAUAAUCAUGAAUCAUGAUCAGCAGCUUAUGUUUAACGAGGAUCACCGUCUCGCCGUCAAGAAAGCCAGCAGAUCUGAGAUGGUUGACCUGGAGGGGAUGGGUUCGGAGGCGAGUGUAAUAAUGAGUAAUGUUCCACAGCCAACUUCUUUUAGCGAGGAUCACAAGCUCGCCAUCAAGAACAUCAUAUCUAAGAUUGUCAAGGAGAUCCGCGAUAGAGAUCACCCCGCUUAGUAUCUAAGCCUUGGUCCUACUCCUAUAUCUGACAUUGAAGAUUACUUUUCUCUUACGUUUCCAUUCACGACUAAGUGUUUUAGUCAGUGUAUUCUUAUAUUCUUAAACGGAGUCCUGAUCCAAAGUUUCAACAAGUCUAAUUAAAGCCCUCUUUCUUUUUCAUUUUGCUUUCAAAUAAGGACUUGUGUUUCCUCUUAUCUUCGUGGGAGUUAUAGAUUUUAAUAAUAAGAAAUACCAUUAAAAGAGAAUAUCUCUUCUCUUCUUAGUAUUCA
Arabidopsis thaliana (thale cress) is the source of this 891-nucleotide messenger RNA. RefSeq lists its product as uncharacterized. The coding region runs from base 236 to 619 and encodes 127 amino acids. NCBI's taxonomy places the organism in Eukaryota, Viridiplantae, Streptophyta, Magnoliopsida, Brassicales, Brassicaceae. The transcript has a single exon. The record is from RefSeq and is marked reviewed.